Molecule: messenger RNA, 2467 nt
Organism: Brassica napus (rape)
Lineage: Eukaryota; Viridiplantae; Streptophyta; Magnoliopsida; Brassicales; Brassicaceae
Product: probable F-box protein At4g22060
Exons: 1
Coding region: 361-1524 (387 amino acids)
Molecular function (GO): protein binding
Source: RefSeq, a predicted model, not a curated record
AAAGUUAUGAAAAUAUUUUUUUCCUUCUAAAUUAUAAACUUAAUAUAUGCAUGCAUGCAUCCUGAUUUUUUUAAUUAAAUAUCAAACUAGGAUUUUUUUUUCUUUAUUAAAAUUUACAACAAAUUAAAGAAUUACUUACUGUCUACACAUUUCUUAUGGACAUGCAUCCAAAUUAUGAUUUCCAAAUAUAUUAUUAAAUUAAGAAAGAAUAUAUUUUUCUUUUGAAAAAUAUUGAUUACCGUGAGAUAUUACAUUUUGUAUAGAUUGGAGUAGUACAAGCUCAAAGUAAUAUAAAGAGAUGGAGCUCUCAAAUGUAAUGACCCAAAAAAAAAAGAGAGAUGGAGCUUUGUAAUUUCUAAAAUGUCUCAAGAAGUGAGUUGUGGUGAGAUGGAACCAAGCAUGUGGUCCAAGCUUCCUUCAGAUCUCAUUCAGUUGAUUUUUGAAAGUCUUGGUUUUGCAGAUUUUCAAAGGGCUAAAUCUGUUUGUUCAUCUUGGCGCUAUGCAUCCAAACAAUCUUCACCAAACAAUCAAAACCCUUGGUUGAUUCUAUUUCCAGAAAAAGGUAAAGAUUACUGCCUCUUGUUUGAUCCCGAGGAAAAAGAAGACAAGUUAUAUAGAAUUCAAAAUCUAGGUGCCAACUUUGAAAAUAGUAAUUGUUUGGCUACUUAUGGAAGUUGGCUCUUGAUGCAAGACGAUCAUCAAUACAAUAUAAUAUACAUUUUGAAUAUAUUCACCUGUGAGAAGAUCGAUCUGCCUUCCAUGAAGUCUCAACUUCGCAUUGAGGAGACUGAAGAUGAUAUGUUUCUUGUAAGAUUCGACAACAACAGAUAUGUUUUAUUCUGGUUUGACGAGAAAACCAAAGAUUAUGUGGUUAUGUGGAUAAUCCAACUCCGAUUUUUGGUUUAUUCCAGAAGAGGUGAUAAAUUUUGGAAACAAAUUGAGAUUUUUGACUGUUUUGCUGACAUGGUAUACAAAGAUCAUAAACUUUAUUUGUAUACUAGUUGGUCUCGUGAUGUCAAAGUCUUGGAUUUUUCUCAAGACAUUCCGCGACAAAUCUUUGAGACGCAAGUUAACUAUGAUGAUUUGGGAAAGUGGUGUCUUAAUACUCAUAUAUGUAGGAUCAAGAAUGAAAAUCUUGUAGUCAGAGUGACUGGUGAAGUUCUGAGGGUUAAGAGCAUAGUUUCGUACAAUUCUGAUGUUUGGUACUUCCGCAUCUACAAGUUGGAUUCAUCAAAUAGUGAGUGGGAGAAACUUGAUUCUUUGGGAGAAGAAGAAGCGAUAUUUUUGGAUCUUGGUAUCACCGUGCAUGCCAACACCAUCCAAGGAAUCGAUGGAAAUUCAAUAUAUUUCAGUGGCAAUCAUAAUUUCUAUUAUGAUUCUUAUUUGGGUCAUUUUUGGAGUGAAAAGGAUAUAUUUAUCUUCAAUAUUGGCACACAAGAAAUUAAAAGACCACAUCCAAGUAUCUUUUCGUCCAUUCAAUUAUCUAAUGCUCGAUGGUUUGUCCCAAAUUUCAAACAAAUGUGAUUGGGAAUCUCAACUCUAUUAAUGUAUCUUUUUAAUUAUUUUGCAAGUGAGAGCGUUAAAUUUAUCAUGUUCACCAGUGAGAAGAUCGAUCUGCCUACCGUUUUAUCUCUAUAUUCAGCUCUCUCUGUUUCAUUUUACUAGGAGAUUAAAAAUGAGUUUGGGAUUACUAUAUGGGUUGUCGUAGUCUCAACCCUAACACAUAUAUCAUAUACAUCAUCUUGGAUUUGGUUUGUGCUAUGUGCAACGCCUUCGUUAUCAAAUCUUUUGUUUAUGGUUGGUAAAUUAUAUUUUUUUGAAUAACCAGUAUAUUUUUACUUUUUUGAAUAACCAAUAGAUUUUGAAUUGAUGCCUUGGCUUAAACACAAUACCUUCUGUCUGAACACAAUUUUCAAACCGAAAACAGUUCGCUAAACCCGAAAAUAGUUUCCUAAACCCGGCCUGAAUGAAAUAUCUAAUUCUCUAAAUUGAGACACUAAACACGAUAUCCUAACCCAAAAUAAUACCUUCAAUGGAGAAUCAUCUUCCUGUUGAUUCACCCGUUCUCAAGCACCACAUGACGCAUAGAUAUGCAGCAUUAAAAAAGAAGAGUGUGUUAAAAACUUAAAAUCAAUGGGGUUAUUACGCUAGAAUGAAGAAAAAGUGAUUUUUCCAAAAAAAAUAAUAAUAAGAAAAUUGAUUGUACUCAAAUAUGAAAAUAAAAAAGAUUUGCAUAUAUCUUAAAUUCAAAAUGUUUGGUAACUAUACUUUUCAUAUUUUAGGAUAUUUAGUCAUGAUUAUAUAAGUGAUUUACAAAUUUUAUUAAGAAUUGAUUGUACUCAAAUAUGAAAAUAGGAAAGAUUUGUAUAUAUCUUCAAAUAUUUGGUAACUGUACAUUCCAUAUAUUAGGAUAUUUGGUCAUGAUUAUACAAGUGAUUUUUCAAUUUUUUUCUGUUAAGAAAAUUGA